Cryphonectria parasitica EP155 is the source of this 3135-nucleotide messenger RNA. RefSeq names its product TPR-like protein. Gene Ontology annotation, molecular function: protein binding. The transcript is spliced from 3 exons. The record is from RefSeq and is a predicted model, not a curated record. Bases 1 to 3135 code for a protein of 1044 amino acids. Gene Ontology annotation, biological process: cell division. NCBI's taxonomy places the organism in Eukaryota, Fungi, Ascomycota, Sordariomycetes, Diaporthales, Cryphonectriaceae.
AUGACAGACAUUGCAGAGCCCGAGAUACGAUCAAGGGGCACCCAAAGAUCGAGUGAACCCGACCGUCCAAGCUUCAGAACGAGCUAUGUGGAGAGACAAUACAACAACUCCGUCGGGUUCAACAACGGGACAAUUUCAAACUAUUUCAUCUUGAGCUCGGACGCUGCUCAUCGAGUCGACCUCCCGGGAAGCUCAUCACCCCAGGACAGUUCGGACAGCACCGAGAUCCAGACGGGGCAAGCCUUGUACAAAUCUAAACAUUGGUAUCAAUCUAAAGUCAUAUUCGACAAAGCCCUGCACAGUCCAAACUCCACACUGUCUGAAAGAGAGCGAAAUCGCGUCCGCUACAACCUAGCCCACGCUCACUUUGCCCUGGCUGAGUUCUCUGACGCUACCCGUCACUUUCAAGCGCUGGUGGACACACACGAUGAGAAAGGCGAGGAAUACGAACUAGCUGUCUCUGAUAGUCGAUUCUGGCUUGGGCGUUGCUUCUAUCACCGAGGGCAGUACGAAAAGGCUUCGCAGCAGUUCCGCAUCUUCUUGCGAACCUACAAGGAGGAGCGUGCCACCAGCGAAGCCGACGCGAUCAAAGCGACCGACGGCCGACUCUGGCUCGGCUUGACGUUCGAACGACUGGGCGAAUACGAAGGCGCUACCGAACAGCUACAGACGGCCUUUGAUAUACAGAAUGAGAUAGCACCGGACGACUUGGCCACGCUUGCAUGCCGCCACCACCUCGCAAAUUUCUUCUAUAAGAGGAAAGAAUUCUUGCGGGCCCAUCAGCACUUUCAUGCCCUGUUUCACGCCGAGGAACGUCUUAAUGGCCCGGAGAGGGGGCAAGCUGUCAUGACCCGAUGCAUGUUGGCCUUCUGCCUCGCGAAGCUCCGGCGCUACGACGAAGCCCAGCCACAUCUGGAACGAGUCUCGGAUUACAUGAACGCGCAACCAUGUAGAACAAGCGAUCAACUUCGAGACAAAGGGCUCGUGUGCUACUGGUUAGGUCGUAUUGCCGUUGAACGUAUGAUGAAGCACAAGCACCGCGACUUCGUCCCAAAGGCAACGUACCUCCUGCAGAGCGCCCGGCAGGAUAUCUCCGCUGCCAUAGAAAAAGACAAAACAAACGACUGGUUAGUGGAGGAUCUUGGGGAUUGCAAGCAUUAUCAGGCCCACGUCAUGAUUAUUCGCGGGGAUUUUGCUGAUGCUGAACAAACCUUCCGAGAAACCAUUGAUGAUACCGUUCAAGUCACCGGAGAAAGACAGAUUGCAAGUCGCGUUGGACUGGCGCGCAGCUUCUUGGAGCAAAGAAAGUUCGACGAGGCCAAGUCGACACUCGAAGAGGCCGUCUGCUCUACGACGCCCAUUGAGCACUGCCAGCAUACAGGAAGGGACCUGGCCGCGUGCCUGGCGCUGCUCGGCGAAACCUAUCUUGAGCUUGAGAAGCCCAGCAAAGCUCGAGACUGCCUUCAGACCGUCGUGGACGCCGUGCCCGAGAUGCCCAGCGAGCCCUACACCACCGCUCAGCAUGAGCUCGCCAUCGCCAUGUUCGAGCUGAGGGACUUCGCUGGCGCCUGUAAAUACUUCCAGGCAGCGUAUGACAUUAGGAGACUCCAAUUUCCCCAAAGACAAGACGAGUCUCGCAGUUGGCUUGCGUGGGCUCUCUGUGAGGCCUCGCGCUUUCAGGAGGCUGAACCGUAUUUACGCACUACACUUACCGCGCUUCCGGAACCUCCGCACCGCACUCGACAGCUGGUCUUUGUUCAUGGGAAGUCUCGCUACUAUAUGGGACGCGUUCUCUACCAUCAAAAGGAUUGGAGAGGAGCGGUGAAGCACUUCGAAGAUGCCUUGCCCCUGCUCCAUGCCGUCCAUAAACUGAGUCUAUUCAAUCUGCGCCAACAGACUACCAAAGCUCGGCAAAUACUCGAGGAAUUGUUGCAGAUUAAUCCUGAAGGGGAACCUGCUGCAAUCACAAGCCCACGGCUCAUUUCAAUUCCCUACUGGCUCGGACGAGUCUUUAUGUUUCAGCAUAAACCUCGAGAGGCUGAGGAGUGGUUUUCCAAAGGCCUUGAUAUUUCCACCCAAGAAGUAACGUAUCAAUAUGCACGCUGCCUGUUCAAAUUGGAUUCACAUGGCGUCGACAGAAUGGGUGAAAGCAUCGAGGCUGUACAGGGUGUCCUUGACCGCCUCCCACAGGUUUGCUCAAAAGAGGACGAAGAAUUGUACGAGGACAGUCGCUGGCUACUUGGCCGGGGCUUUUACCUGACGGGAAAGUUCGAUGAAGCCCGCGACUAUCUAAAAUCAAGCAUCACGGUCUUGGAGAGAAGAUACGGCCAUGACGACAGAAGUACCUCGUUUGCUAGGGCCAUUCUAGCAGAUUGUCUCUGCGAGCUUCAACUUGACAGCGAGGCUGACCUGCUGGUGACCUGGGCCGCCAACCAAUCGGACACAAAGGCAUACACCGACGCUGUUCUCAUCAAAGCUAUCGGUAGCUACUGGCUAGGUCGCCGGGCGUACAAGGCUGGACGGUCCAAGGAGAAGGGAGCCGAAGCACAUUUUACUGCGGCGCUCAAUCUGCUGGCAUCAUACAAGGUCAACAAAGUCAGAUGGAAUCGCAUACGGUUCGAUAGCCGGCACUUCCUCGCAAGAAUAAAGUUGGGGCACAAGCAGUAUAGCGAAGCUGGUGAUCUAUUCCAGGAGCUGGCCAUACAGGCGCAUGAGGCCGGGGAGCUGGCUCAUGCGGUCGAUAACCAGUACUACCUCGGAUGCAGUCUUUCAGAGCAGGGCAGAUUCGACGAGGCUUUCCCUGUGUUUCAAAAAGUCCUCGACGGUGACCACGACGGCAGGCUCGUGGAGAACGCAAGUUGGUGGAGUCAAUUCCAGCUUGCAAGGUGUCUGUCCCACAUGGGAAAACUCAUGGAAGCAAAAGACAAGUUUGCAUACGCCGCGGAGAGUCCUGAUCCUUUGUUGAGGCCCAGAGCUCGCUUGCGCUUGGGGCAGACCAUUUUUCGCCUCGAUGACUACGAGGAAGCCAGAGAUAUUUUCCAGUCCAUCCUUGACCAACCCGACCAGGCCACUGCCCAAUGUAUCAGCGAUGCUCGCUCCUGGCUUGCACGGAGUCUUUCGAAGCUGGAGAAGUGA